This is a messenger RNA of Elephantulus edwardii (Cape elephant shrew), 3322 nucleotides long. RefSeq names its product recombination activating gene 1 (gene RAG1). The coding region runs from base 122 to 3244 and encodes 1040 amino acids. The transcript is spliced from 2 exons. Gene Ontology annotation, molecular function: ubiquitin protein ligase activity; double-stranded DNA endonuclease activity; metal ion binding. Lineage: Eukaryota; Metazoa; Chordata; Mammalia; Macroscelidea; Macroscelididae. The record is from RefSeq and is a predicted model, not a curated record. Gene Ontology annotation, biological process: V(D)J recombination; pre-B cell allelic exclusion; adaptive immune response. Gene Ontology annotation, cellular component: nucleus; endodeoxyribonuclease complex; DNA recombinase complex.
GAGAACAAGGAGGGAGAGAAAGACCCUUUGAGUUCUGCUUGGUAUCUAGUAAUAUCAACUGAAUUACAGACAUCCUAACAAGUUGACCAGGCAGCCUGCUGAGCAAGAUACCUUGGCCAGCAUGGCUGUCUCUGUGUCACCCAGCCUGGGACUCAAUUCUGCACCAGAGGAAAUCCAACACCCAUACAUUAAAUUUUCAGAAUGGAAAUUUAAACUCUUCAGGGUGAGAUCCUUUGAAAAGACAUCUGAAGAAGCUCAAACGGAAAAGAAAGAAUCCUCAGAGGGGAGACCCUGCCUGGAGCAAUCUCCUGCAGUUCCAGACAAGGCUGGUGGCCAGAAGCCAGCCGUGACUCAACCGGCAUUAAAGCCUCACUCCAAGUUUUUGAAGCUAUCCUGUGGCAAUAGAAAAGCGAGAGAGAAAACAAGUCACCAAGCCAACCUUCGCCAUCUCUGCCGCAUCUGUGGAAGUUCUUUCAAAAGUGAUGUGCACAAUAGGAGCUACCCAGUCCAUGGGCCUGUGGAUGGUAAAACCCAAGGCCUUUUGAGAAAAAAGGAGAAGAGAGUCACUUCAUGGCCAGACCUCAUUGUCAAGGUUUUCCGGAUCGAUGUGAAAGCGGAUGUUGACUCCAUCCACCCCACUGAGUUCUGCCACAAAUGCUGGAGCAUCAUGUAUAGGAAGGUUGGCCGUGCCCCAUGUGAGGUUCAGUUCCCCAGGAAGGUAGCCAUGGAGUGGUACCCCCACUCCCCGUCCUGUGAUGUCUGCCAGGCUGCCCGUCGGGGCCUGAAGAGAAAGCGUCAUCAGCUAAAUCUACAGCUCAGCAAAAAACUCAAAACUGUGGCUGAGCGCAGGAAACAGGCCUGCAAGUUCAGGAGAAGGGCUCGGGCCAAGGUCAGCAAUAAGGAAGUCAUGAAGAAGAUUGCCAACUGCAGUAAGAUCCACCUCAGCCCCAAGCUCCUUGUGGUGGACUAUCCUGUGCACUUUGUGAAGUCUAUCUCCUGUCGGAUUUGUGAGCACAUUCUGGCCGAUCCUGUGGAGACUAGCUGUAAGCAUGUGUUUUGCAGGAUCUGCAUUCUCAGGUGCCUCAAAGUCAUGGGCAGCUACUGCCCCUCCUGCCAAUAUCCCUGCUUCCCUACUGAUCUGGAGAGCCCGGUGAAGUCCUUUCUGAGCAUCUUAAACUCCUUGAUGGUGAAAUGCCCUGCAAGUGAGUGCAAAGAGGAGGUCAGCCUGGAAAAAUAUAAUCACCACGUCUCAAGCCACAAAGAAUCGAAAGAGACUUUUGUGCAUAUUAACAAGGGGGGCCGGCCCCGCCAGCAUCUCCUGUCCCUGACUCGGAGAGCACAGAAGCACCGUCUCAGGGAGCUCAAAAUGCAAGUCAAGGCUUUUGCUGACAAAGAAGAAGGUGGAGAUGUGAAGUCCGUGUGUCUGACCUUGUUUCUGCUGGCAUUGAGGGCGAGGAACGAGCAUAGACAAGCUGAUGAGCUGGAGGCCAUCAUGCAGGGCCGAGGUUCUGGCCUGCAGCCAGCUGUCUGCUUGGCCAUCCGUGUCAACACCUUUCUCAGCUGCAGCCAGUACCACAAGAUGUACAGGACUGUGAAAGCCAUCACAGGGAGGCAGAUUUUUCAGCCUUUGCACGCUCUUCGGAAUGCUGAGAAAGUCCUGCUGCCGGGUUACCACCCCUUUGAGUGGCAGCCACCUCUGAAGAACGUAUCUUCCAGAACUGAUGUCGGCAUUAUUGAUGGGCUGUCUGGACUGACUUCCUCCGUGGAUGACUAUCCGGUGGACACUAUUGCAAAGAGGUUCCGCUAUGACUCAGCUUUGGUGUCUGCUCUCAUGGACAUGGAAGAAGACAUCUUGGAAGGCAUGAAAUCCCAAGACCUUGACGACUACCUGCAUGGCCCCUUCACCGUGGUGGUGAAAGAAUCUUGUGAUGGAAUGGGAGAUGUGAGUGAGAAACACGGGAAUGGACCAGUUGUUCCAGAAAAGGCAGUUCGUUUUUCUUUCACAAUCAUGAAUAUCACUAUAGCGCACGGCUCACAGAAUGUGAAGGUGUUUGAGGAAGCCAAACCGAAUUCUGAGCUGUGUUGCAAGCCACUGUGCCUCAUGCUGGCAGAUGAGUCCGACCAUGAGACCCUGACGGCGAUCCUGAGCCCUCUCAUUGCAGAGAGGGAGGCCAUGAAGAGCAGUGAGUUAAUGCUAGAGAUGGGCGGUGUCCUCAGAACUUUCAAGUUCAUCUUCAGGGGCACUGGAUAUGAUGAGAAACUUGUCCGGGAAGUGGAGGGCCUUGAAGCUUCUGGCUCAGUCUACAUUUGUACCCUCUGUGACGCCACCCGCCUGGAAGCCUCCCAAAAUCUCGUCCUCCACUCCAUCACCAGAAGCCACGCUGAGAACCUGGAACGCUAUGAGGUCUGGCGUUCCAACCCUUUCCAUGAGUCAGUGGAAGAGCUGCGGGAUCGGGUCAAAGGAGUCUCGGCCAAGCCUUUUAUUGAGACAGUUCCUUCCAUAGAUGCCCUCCACUGUGAUAUUGGCAAUGCGGCUGAGUUCUACAAGAUUUUCCAGCUAGAGAUUGGUGAAGUGUAUAAGAAUCCCAAUGCUUCCAAAGAGGAAAGGAAAAGAUGGCAGGCCACCUUAGACAAACAUCUCCGAAAGAGGAUGAACCUGAAACCAAUCAUGAGGAUGAACGGCAACUUUGCCCGGAAGCUUAUGACCAAAGAGACAGUGGAAGCAGUAUGUGAAUUAAUUCCCUCUGAGGAGAGACACGAAGCUCUCCGGGAGCUGAUGGACCUUUACCUGAAGAUGAAACCGGUGUGGCGUUCAUCAUGCCCUGCUAAAGAGUGCCCAGACUCCCUGUGCCAGUACAGCUUCAACUCACAGCGAUUUGCUGAGCUACUCUCUACCAAGUUCAAGUACAGAUAUGAGGGCAAAAUAACCAAUUAUUUUCAUAAGACCCUGGCACAUGUCCCCGAAAUUAUCGAAAGGGAUGGGUCCAUUGGAGCUUGGGCAAGUGAAGGAAAUGAAUCUGGCAACAAACUAUUUAGACGCUUCCGGAAAAUGAAUGCCAGACAGUCCAAGUGCUACGAGAUGGAAGACGUCCUGAAACACCACUGGUUGUACACCUCCAAAUACCUUCAGAAGUUCAUGAAUGCUCAUAAUGCAUUAAAAAAUACUAUAAGCCCACAGGCAAGCUUAUAUGACCCAGUGGGUCCAGAGGACUCCAUGGAGAGUCAGGAUUCGAUGGAAUUUUGAGCAAGGCAACGUCUUAUGAGCUGGUUUUGCAAAUGAGUUCUCUUCUGGGUUGCACUGAAGGCUUAGCCUUGCACCCUU